This is a messenger RNA of Lactuca virosa, 2136 nucleotides long. Lineage: Eukaryota; Viridiplantae; Streptophyta; Magnoliopsida; Asterales; Asteraceae. The record is from the annotation of a GenBank genome assembly.
CCAACAGAAAAAGUUUGUUUCAACAAGACAAAAUUCACGACUCGCUAGUGAAGAAUAUAGAAUAACGACACAACCCCACUUCGGCGACGACGCCGCCACCAGCUGCCGACCUCCGCCGUUUCCGUCCUUUUCUUUCCCCUCUUUGUUGAUUCCAUUGGCCCCUAUCUAUCUGAAACACGAGCGCACACACAUCCUGCUUUGAUUCUCGCUCAUACACACAUAUAUAGAUAAGGGGACGAAAAUUAGGAAGUCUAUACAACUUUUUUCAUCUUGAUUGAGCAAGCAACAUACAUAGAAUGGACGUAAAACCUGAAGUUAACGGUGGCGUUAAAGAGGAGAAACAUAAUCGUCCGCCGCCGGUAAUCGAUGGUCCCACUAAUCCUAUGGUUACGCCGCUGCUCAACGAUCUCUAUCAGUUCACCAUGGCUUACGCAUACUGGAAAGCUGGAAAGCAUAAAGAACGAGCUGUGUUUGACUUAUAUUUUCGGAAAAAUCCCUUUGGUGGUGAGUACACAGUUUUUGCUGGUUUAGAAGAGUGCAUAAGAUUCAUUGCUAAUUUUAAAUUAUCAAAGGAAGAGAUUGCUUUUGUUCGAGAAAGUUUAUCUCCUACAUGUGAGGAUGCCUUCUUUGAUUACCUUGAAGGAAUUGAUUGUUCAGAUGUUGAAGUGUAUGCAAUUGCAGAAGGGUCAGUUGUCUUUCCCAAAAUACCCCUGAUGAGAGUUGAAGGCCCAGUGGCUGUUGUUCAAUUGUUGGAAACUCCUUAUGUGAAUCUUAUAAAUUAUGCCUCAUUAGUCACCACAAAUGCUGCAAGACAUCGUUUUGUUGCUGGAAAAUCCAAACUUCUUCUUGAAUUUGGACUACGAAGGGCACAGGGCCCAGAUGGUGGUAUAGGGGCAUCAAGAUAUUGCUACAUGGGAGGAUUUGAUGCAACAAGCAAUUGUGCAGCUGGAAAAAUAUUUGGAAUACCACUUCGUGGAACACAUUCCCAUGCUUUUGUUAGCUCAUUCAUGGGAACUGAUGAGAUUAUAGAUAAGUCUCUAAAAAGUCAUGAUGGAUCUCAAGUAUGUGAGGAUUUUGUUGGUGCUUCUCAGACAUGGUUAAGCAAAAUAAAAAGGCUAAGUAUAUUGAAGGGUGUUUUUGGUGAAACUAAUCAGAGUGAAUUAGCUGCUUUUAUUUCAUAUGCUUUGGCCUUUCCUGAUAACUUUCUAGCUCUUGUAGACACAUAUGAUGUGAUGAAGAGUGGUGUUCCUAACUUCUGUGCAGUGGCUCUAGCACUAAAUGAUCUGGGGUAUAAAGCAAGGGGUAUUCGGUUGGAUUCCGGUGAUCUUGCUUAUCUUUCAUGUGAGACAAGAAAAUUCUUUCAAACAAUUGAAACGGAAUUUGUAAUUCCGGGGUUUGGAAAGACCGGAAUCACAGCUAGCAAUGACCUCAAUGAAGAAACUUUGGAUGCUUUAAACAAACAGGGUCAUGAGGUGGAUGCGUUUGGAAUUGGGACCUAUUUGGUGACGUGUUAUGCUCAAGCUGCAUUAGGUUGUGUUUUUAAGCUUGUUGAGAUAAAUAAUCAGCCACGUAUUAAGCUCUCAGAAGAUGUCUCAAAGGUCUCUAUUCCAUGUAAAAAACGAUCUUUUAGAUUAUAUGGAAAGGAAGGUUACGCCCUUUUAGACAUAAUGUCAGGCGAAAACGAACCACCUCCAAAGGUAGGAGAAAGAAUUUUAUGUCGCCACCCGUUUAAUGAAUCAAAAAGAGCUUAUGUGGUCCCACAACGUGUUGAGGAGCUUCUUAAGUGUUAUUGGCCCGGAACUACAAACAAAAAAAGAGAAGAAUUGCCGACACUUGAGCAAAAUAGGGAACGUGUUGGGAAGCAAUUGGAGCAAAUGCGACCCGAUCACAUGAGAAGACUCAAUCCAACACCUUACAAGGUUAGUGUAACGGCAAAGUUGUACGAUUUUAUUCAUUUCCUAUGGCUAAACGAGGCACCUGUUGGGGAGUUACAGUAGGGCCCACCAUGGCUUUGCAUAAUAAGUUGGAAUUUUUUUAUUUGAUGUAAUAUAUGUUUUAAUGUGUUUGUGCUUAUAUUAUAAUCUGUGAUAAGAGAUUUUAUUUAUAUAGUAUUAUAAGAAGAUGACUUUUGGUCUU